GCGGCGAACUUAGGCUGAAGAAAGAAAGAAAGAAAAAAAAAGUGUCGUCGGGCCAUGUUCAGAAAACGCGAUUACGACCUUGGGUGUUUGGGGAAUCUGUUCAUAGAAGAAAGGGGGUGCAAGUUUAGAGAGCUUUAGGGUUUUUUCCCAGGCGUUUGUGGGGGCGGGAGUUAAAGGCGCUGAAAUGUGAGGUAGCUUGGGAUAACAGUUGAAUGAAGCUUGGGGCUGGAGUGGAAACACUCUUAUUUAUUGCAUGUCAUCAACUUGAGUUGGAAAGGCUUGUGAGAAGCUGAGUAACUAAAGUGGGAAGAAUCGUAUGAACAUGGAGCCUAAAGAAGCUAAUAGUGCUGGAAAUGAGGGGCUGAAUCAAGAGCUCACGGUGGGAAAAAAUAACAAUGAAGUGAACGAGGGGGGAGAACUAUUACUUCCAGAGGCAGCUGAGUUACAGGAGCAGGAUAUGGCAGAACCAGAGCCCGAGGAAGUCAAAAUGGGGGGGAAAUCAAGUCUGGGGGAGCUGAAAAGUAAUGCAGAAUCUGAGGAAUUGGGAGGAACAGGUCAGAAAGAGACUGGUUUAUUUGUGAGCCCGUCUGAAAAAGUUCAUUUGGCAAAUAGGGGUCAGAGGGAGAAAGAAGUUCAUGCAGAUACUGAUUAUCUACAUGACUUGGAUGCGAAGGGCAUUAAAGAGACAGCUGAUAAGGAAGGCAUGGCCUUGGAGAAGGCUGAAAUAUUAGCUUUAGACCAGAAGGAUUCAGAGGGAGGGACUGAAAAAGAGAUUGUUGAAACCACAGAGAUUCAAAAAGAGGGUAAUGAUUUGUCAAGAUUGGGUCAGGGAGGAAAUUUAGAGAAAAUUGAAGAGGGAAAGAAUGUAGUAGCAGAUGCAAUAUUAGUACAUCAGAGACAGACUGAAAAAUCUGUAGAAUUAGGUAUGGAGCAAAAUAAGGUGUACAUCAAAGCUGAGGAUGAGGAAACAGUUGGAGUAGAGCAGAGUUUAAUUGCACAUGAAACAGAGACAUCAGUAGAAACCCAGGAAAAACCUAAGGAGGCAUCGGAAAAUCUCAGGGAACAUGAAGAGAUAACUGGAAAGACAAAUGCAACAAUGGCUGACGAGAAAGCCAGGCUGUUAGAAACAAAUCAAGUACAUGUUGAAAAGGCUGGGAAAGCACCAGAGGCAGAGGUUGGAACUGAAAAGAAAGAUGUAGCAACAACACUGCAUCAAACAAAGGCUGAGAAGUUAGUUGAGGGAAGUCAGGGAGAAAGUGGGCAACCAGUGGGAGAGCAAAAAGUAAGUGCUGUGACAUUAACAGUGGUUGAAACUGAAGCGGGAUAUUUGCAAGAAUCAAGUGAGAUGGUAAUGGGAGGGGAGGAUAGCCCACUAGUUGUAGAGGCAAAAGAGAGAAUUGGGAAAGUGACUACAGAAGAAGUUGUGAUUAUAUCAGUUGAAGAUAAAAUGGAGGAUUUGGUGGAGACAGGUGAAGUAGUAAUGGAUGAGAAAGAUUUAGCCACCAUGGAAGCAGAGAGGUUGGCUGUACCAGUAGUUGAAGUUAAGGUUGAAAAUUUGGUGGACACAAGUGAAACACAGAUGGGAGAGGAGGACAUGGCACUAAAUGUAGAAUCAAAGGGAGAGACUAUGAAAGAGUUGAUUGCAGAGAAAGAUAUUGGAGAAGUAACAAAAGUACCAGAAAGUAUAAGUAGAAUACAAGAAGAAAUGCCUCUGACAGUAAUGGAAGAAAUACCUGUGCAAAUUCAGGAUAAGAGAAGCAAAGAAAAGACUGAAUCAGAGAUGAUUGAAGAGAAAAUUGAAGAUUUGACACAACCUAAACAAAAGCCAGAAGAGCAAGUGGAAGAGAGGGAAGGCGAACAAUUGGCUCCAGCUGUCAUGAUUGAUAAAGUGGAAACUGGGGAAUUAGACAUGGCAUUAUCAAUUAAUCAGAAUGAAAUAAUGAAAAGCCCGAGGCCAUCUCAGGAAAAGGCAGAGAUUCCUGUCGCAGAUGCUGUGGGAGAAAAAUUACCCUCCCAAGAAAAGAUUUUAGUCUGGGGUCCAGAAUUGGAAAGACCAACUCAAGAGGUACCAGGGGUGGGCUCCAGACAAUAUCCAGGGAUAUCCAGACCAUAUAAGCAAGAGGAUAAACUAAGCCGUGAACUUAUUGCAGAAUUGAUAAGAAUUGGCCAGGAAAGAGAUUUGGGCUUAAGUCAAGUAGAAUUAUUAGAAACAAGCAUAAAGUUUACUGAAGAAUUAGAUAAAUUGCGUAAAGAACAAAGUCACAAAGUGAAAGGUAAAAUAAUUGUGGGUUUGGCAGGCCUAAGACAAGGACCAAUUCAAGUAACACCGCACAGGACCAUUCGAUCAGCAGGAGGCUAUGAUGGAGUGUUGGCACAUGUAGCUCCAGGAUUAAUUAUAACUGGUUUAAGGAAGUCUGAGAGAAAGAAACUAAAAAAACAAGAUCAUAUGCAGUUGGACAAGAGGACAUUAGAACAAAGGGAGACACGAUCAGCUGAACAGGGGCGUUUUGGAAUAAGCAUGAGGUCAAAUGAAGCAAUGGUCUUCAUGGGUUACCGAAUUGGGCGGGAAAGAAUGUCUUGUUUGUCAGAGGCAGAGAAGAGGAUGGUGAAAAUUCAGCUGCCUGAGGAAGCUGGGAAAAAGCCUGCAAUAGAACAGGUAGAGGUAUCCAGGCAGGAACAGGAAGUGAGUAAGGAAAAGAUACAAGAAAUUAAUGCCAGUGAAGUAGAAUGGCAUCAAUUAGAAGAACUGCCAACAGCAUGGCUUGGUAGACCAUUGACACGUGAUUAUAGGGCAGCACAAGAAAGUUUUGGGUGGACUGCAGGCAUAGGACCAGGGCAUGGGCGUAUUUCAAGGUCGCUUCGGGCAGGAAUAAAAGAAAGAAUUAACUUGAUGGUGAUGGGUGAGAGUGCAACAAAAUCAGCAGCACAGAGGCUUGAGCCAUUAAAUUUUGGAAUGAGAAGAAGGAUGUUUGAGCUUACAAGCAAAACUGCUAAUGUGCAUUGGUUAAAUGAGAUAUUGAAGCCAAGACCACCAGGUUUUCGACUUGGUGUUGCAGAUCAGAAGGUUCAUGAGGAAGGAAGUCCUAGCUUGAUGACUGAAAGGCAAAGUCCUGGUUUGUUUACAAGGAAAAAAGAACUAAAAGAUUGGAGGGAUGGGGUGAUGGGAAUAGCAAUCAGGAGAUACAAUGCAAUGCGACUCGCUAUGUGGGGUGAAGGCCCAAUUGGUUUGCACAUAAAGGGGAGGAAAUUAGCUGAGGAUCCAUAUGGUCCUGCAAGCAGCUCCCAAAAGAUGAGUUCCAUUAUGGGACAUGUUGAAAGGAGAGUGUUAACAAUGGCACAACAGGUAAGAAAUGAGAGAGUACCAGGUUUGGAAGUGGGUGGACAAAGUCUGGCUGAGAUACUGAAGCAGGAUAUGGAGUUAGCAAGGUCAAAGAAAGGUGAAAAAUUUUCAAGGUAACUGGUGAAAGAAAUUAUGCAAUUUGUUUAGAGAUAUUGGGUUGUUUAAGAAUUAGUGGAAAAGCGGAGAAUGUGUAGAGAAUAGUGCAGUUUAAAAGCUUUAGAUUGAGAGGAUUUAUAUAUUUGUCAAAGGAAUAGAGAAAGAUGAAAGGCCUAGACAAUGAUUUUAGUAACAAGACUGUUGACAUUUUAGGAACAAAGGGAGUGAAAUGAGGAUAAAAAUUGACCUUGAGAAAAUUGGUGAUUUUGAUCAUUUGGGAUUUGUGACUGAGUGGAAGGUAGCUAAAAUCUUUCCGAAAGGAAGAAAAUUGUCUCUGGAACAUUUAGUAGCAUCUCAAACAGGUUCUUGCCUUUUCUCAUAGGCUUGGAUUUGGUAGCUGGUGCUCACAUUAAACGUCUCCAUUGUAACCUGUAGUCAAGCCAGUCCUGUGCUGUCUGCAUUACAAUAAUGGAGAAACAGGAUAGCCUUUUGCUAGUGCUUCGAAGAGAAUUUAAAAAAAAAUGGAAAGAGCAAAGUUCAAGCAAAACGAAUAAAUGUUUGUAAAACAUGCCAUUCUCUGCCCUGGAUUGACCUUUUCUUUUCAGGAGUAGUCUUCCCCUGGAAAGCGAAACCCUGGAAGUACAGUCUGAAAAGCAAGUGGAAUUCUCAGCUCAAACAGCUAAUUCUGAGUCAGGCAGUCCCGAGCGUAGGCUGGGCUGCCAAGGAACCCAGGAGCUGGACGGCUCGUCCCAGUGGCUGGCUGACCAGAAUGAGGCCGGUUUGCAGCAUGCACUGGAACAGGACACCAGCACUACAACUGCAACUGAAACUAUUGGGGCGAGAGGCAAAGACCAAGAGCGAAUUAAAAUGCAGACCAAUCCUCCCCGACAGCACCACAUGCUGCACGCACAGGUAGAGUUGGAGACUACAUCAGACAAAAUGACAGGCAGCAAUCCAGUGUCACCAGCCUCUUCAGGCUCACCUGCCUCAAGUAGGAGCAUCUCACCAUCACAUCUCACCCACGACUCCUCUUUGGACAGUCACCUAAGUUUUGAUGGUCCCAAGUUGCAGAACAGAGCCCUGGUAUCAUCUGGGAUGUACAUUUCCCCUGAUCCUGCAAGCAUGUGGGACAAGACACACGCAGAGAUUGCUGAGCAGGCAAAGCAUGAAGCAGAAAUUGAGAAUCGUAUUGCAGAAAUGAAGAAGGAAGGAUUCUGGUCUUCGAAAAGGCUUUCAAAGGUGCCUGAGCCAAUUCGGCCCAAAGUGCACUGGGAUUAUCUUUGUGAGGAAAUGCAGUGGCUGUCUGCUGACUUUGCUCAAGAACGUCGCUGGAAGAGGGGUGUUGCCAGGAAGGUUGUGCGCAUGGUGAUCAGGCACCAUGAGGAACAGAAGCAGAAAGAAGAACGAGCCAAACGCGAGGAGCAAGCCAAGUUGCGCCGGAUUGCUUCUUCCAUUGCCAAAGAGGUCAAGCAGUUCUGGAGCAACGUUGAGAAGGUUGUGCAAUUCAAGCAGCAGUCACGUCUGGAGGAAAAACGGAAAAAAGCACUGGAUCUGCAGCUGGAUUUCAUAGUGGGCCAGACAGAGAAAUAUUCCGACUUGCUAACCCAAAGCCUCAAUGAGACACUUCCAGUUCCCAGCAAGACCAGUAGCUCCCAUGCUGGCUCUACUGCUUCUAGUCCUCCUCCCCCUGCUCGGCUCAUGGAAGAUGACGGGGAUUUCCAACCCCAUGAAGAGUCAGAUGACGAGGAGACAAUUGAAGUUGAGGAACAACAGGAAGGGAAUGAUUCAGAAACACAGCUGCGGGAGAUAGAGCUGCUAAAGCAGGAAAGUGAGCUGCCCUUAGAGGAGCUACUCCAGACAUUGCCACCCCAAAUCUUAGAAAAUUCCUUCAGUGUAUCUCCUUGUGCCUCCAGCUCUGAUGAUGAUGAUGAAGAAGAAGAGGGUGAGAGUGAAGAGGAAGCUGAGCACGCAGAAAGUCAGACCUCUGAGACAUUAAAGGAGAAAUCCAAACCUGUCACUCAGAGGAAUAAGAAACCUUGGAAACCUGAUGAAGAAGAUGAGGAGUUUACGGCCAAUGAAGAAGAAGCCGAAGAUGAAGAAGAAACAAUAGAUGCUGAAGAAAAGCUGGAAGGAAAUGUGGAUCACAGCAAAGAACUGGAUGAUCUGGCCAAGGAAGGUGAACUGCCCAUGGAGGAAUUGCUGCAGAAAUACACUGGUGCUUAUGCUUCAGACUUUGACAUGGAAGCCUCAGACACUUCAUCGGAGGCAUUGGAGGCUACUACUUCAGAAUACGAGGAGGAAUCAGAGGAAGAGAACAGCACUAGUCACUCAGAUUCCACAGAAGAUGACGAAGAAAGUGAGCAAGAGGAAAGUGAAGUAGAGGAGGCCCUUGAGGAGGAAAGGAGGGAAGCUUCAGUAACCCAGGAAGAAGAUUUUGGCGUUGAGUACCUGUUGAAGCAGGAUGAUGAUAAGGUUGGCGAGGGAGAUAAUGAUUCAGCUCCAGCCCCAGGGCCAAAAAAAGAGAUCACAGACAUUGCAGCAGCAGCCGAGAGCUUGCAGCCAAAAGGCUAUACCUUGGCAACCACACAGGUUAAGACACCAAUCCCCUAUUUGUUGCGUGGAACGCUGCGAGAAUACCAGCACAUUGGCCUUGAUUGGCUGGUUACCAUGUAUGAGAAGAAGCUCAACGGUAUCCUGGCUGAUGAGAUGGGUCUUGGUAAAACUAUCCAGACAAUUUCCUUGCUGGCACAUCUGGCCUGUGAAAAAGGCAGUUGGGGUCCUCACUUGAUCAUUGUUCCUACCAGUGUGAUGCUCAACUGGGAGAUGGAAAUCAAGCGCUGGUGCCCCAGUUUCAAGAUUUUAACAUAUUAUGGGGCACAGAAGGAGCGUAAGCUGAAGCGACAGGGUUGGACCAAGCCCAAUGCCUUCCAUAUCUGCAUCACUUCCUACAAGUUGGUGUUGCAGGAUCACCAGGCCUUUCGACGCAAGAAUUGGAAAUAUCUGAUCUUGGAUGAGGCUCAGAACAUCAAGAACUUCAAAUCCCAACGCUGGCAGUCUUUGCUCAAUUUCAACAGCCAGAGGCGGCUACUGCUGACUGGGACGCCUCUCCAGAACAGCUUAAUGGAGUUGUGGUCUCUCAUGCACUUUCUGAUGCCACAUGUCUUCCAGUCACACCGUGAGUUCAAGGAGUGGUUUUCUAACCCCCUGACGGGUAUGAUUGAAGGCAGCCAGGAGUACAAUGAAAAUUUAGUCAAAAGACUGCACAAGGUGCUGCGUCCCUUCCUCUUGCGAAGGGUAAAAGUGGAUGUAGAGAAGCAAAUGCCAAAGAAAUAUGAGCAUGUCAUCAAGUGCCGUCUUUCGAAGCGCCAGCGUUAUCUUUAUGAUGACUUCAUGGCCCAAGCUGCCACCAAGGAGACGUUGGCCACAGGGCACUUCAUGAGUGUCAUCAACAUCCUGAUGCAACUUCGGAAGGUCUGCAAUCAUCCCAAUCUUUUCGACCCACGGCCGAUCCACUCACCAUUUAUCACAGAGGGCAUCUGCUUCAACACUGCCUCCCUUGUAUUGCAUGCACUUGAUUAUGACCCUUUCAAGAAUGUGGACUUGGGCAUUUUUGAUCUGAUCAACUUGGAGGGUUCUGUGUCCCGUUAUGAAACAGACACAUUCCUGCCCAAAUGGAAGGUGACAAGGAAAAUGAUUGAAGAGAUUGCUGAGUCCCCAGACCCUCCUCCCAGACCCAAGCCAGUCAAAAUGAAAGUUAACAGGAUGUUGCAGCCAAUGCCCAAGCCAGAAAACAGAACAGUAGUUCUGGUGAAUAGCCCUCGACCCAUAACCCCUCUACAGAGACCGAUAACUCCUGUGCUUCCGGAACCACUGACACCUGCUCUAGCUCCUGUACCACCCACAGGCCCAGUAUUGCCAGGGCCUUUGCAGCCCACCACGCUCCCUGCCUCAGUGUCUCUCCCUGUGCCUAUCCCGAUGCCUCCUUCACCAGUGACCAUGUCAGUACCAGUGCCGCCUCCUGCCAGAUCACAGACUCCAACUCUAGUGCCUACUUUGAGCCAGAACAACCCAGCUGCUCUGCUGCAGAGCCAGGCCUCUGUUCCUCAGGUGCUGCCCAUGGCAAUGACUGCAGCUCAGCUGGUCCCAAAUGCUCCCCGGCCUCUGCUCCCACCACCUCCUGUUUCUUCUACAACAACCACCACCUCCUCCCUUAAGGCUGCACCAGCCCCGGUCCCAAUGGGGCAGCAGCCCCCAGUUAGCAGCUUUAGUGCCACCCCAGUGCGACAGCAGCCACCCAUUAAUACAUUGAGUAUCGCUUCUGUCCAACAGCAGCCACCCAUCAGCACCCUGGGCAUUAGUCCUAUGGCUCAGCCACCACCCACCAACACCCAAUCCAUUAAUACAGUUAGCAUAUCCCCCAUUAACACUCUGGGAGUGUCCCCUGUAGGGGGGCAGCAGCCUCCACCGACCAACACUUUGGGCCCAGGACCUGCAGGUGCUACCGCUCAACAAUCCACCAGCUCCAUUGGGGGCAUGGUGAAGCCCAUGAACAUCCAUUCUGCUGUGCCUACCUUGCCUGGAUACAACUUUGCAGCAGCAGCCGGAGGUGUGCAGCAAAGGCUUUUGCUGUCCCCGGAUAUGCAGGCACGAUUGCCUUCAGGUGAAGUAGUCAGCAUUGGGCAACUUGCCUCGUUGGCUAAUCGGCCUCUCCAAGGUGCCCCAGGCAGUAAACCCCUCACAUUCCAGAUUCAAGGCAACAAGCUUACCUUGACGGGUACUCAAGUUCGCCAGGUCACUAUGCCUCAGCCAGCCCGACAGCUGCCAAGGAAUGUGGUUCACUUGGUGUCUGCUGGGGGGCAGCACCACAUAAUCAGCCAGCCAGCUCAAGUGGCUUUGAUCCAGGCUAUGGCCCAGCAGGCAGGGCAGAACCCGGUUGGUGUGCAGACUGUUCAAGGCCAGCAGCCUCCCACCAUCCUGCCGGUCCCAGCUACCAGCACAACUGUUCCACCUGUUGCUUCCACAGCAACAAUCAGCGUCCCUAUUGCUGUUACUCAAGUGCCAUCCUCAGCAGUGAACAGUUCUGGUGUAGUGAAGAUUGUCGUACGACAGGCUCCUCGAGAUGGCUUGGUGUCUCCAUCACCUGGGCCACAGCAUCCGCCCAUGCGUCCUAUGACGCCAACAACUGCCAGUACAUUACCUGCCCUUCCAACAGCCCUCUUGGCCCAGCGAGCCCCACUUGCUAUGAACCCAGCCUCAUCAGUUAGGCUGCCCAACCAGCCACUGGGCCCAGUGAGGCCACCUGCAUCAGCUCCCGUCCAGACCCUGGUGAGACCCAUGCUGAGAAUGAUACAAGCCUCAAACCCCAACCUGGAGCAACAGCUGGUUCCUCCUUCCCCGCCUCCCACAGUUGCUUCAUUUGCUAUCAGCCCAGCUGCCACUGUUACUGUUUCUGCCAACACUUCUCCUACAAUGGUGUCCCAAAUUGCCUCAAGCCCCAUGCCCAAGGAGGAACCGGAGAUGUUAACUCUGCGUUCUACUACACCUACACCACCACCACCCCUUUCCAUCCUGGCCCCAAGGCCGAGACGGCAACCUCCUCCCCCACCCCGUUCCCCUUUCUUUCUGGAAGCACUUGAGGAGAAGAGGAAGAAACAGAAGGAGGAGCGUCUCGACCGGCUUUUCCGUCUCAAUGAACAGCAUUGCAACCUUGCGCCAAUCUACGGUACCGAAGUGCUCCGCUUUUGCACCCUCUUUCCCCCUGCUCCACCACCUGUGCAGGAAAAGGAAGAGGAGUUGGUGGUGGAGGCGAGUGAAGAACGAGCCAUGGUAACCCAGGAAGUAGACCCAAAGGGCUCGAGAGGAUCUGGAUACACCCAUUGCUACGCAGCGCAAGUCCAAAGGGGCGCUCAGCAUCUUGAGGCCUAUUGGCAGCGGUCAGAAACCUUGGCCCAAGCAGUCCUGACACCUCAGCAACGGAUUGAGGAGCUGACGGACAUUAUAGAGAGGUUCAUUUUUGUUAUGCCUCCUGUGGAGGCUCCAGCUAUCACCAUGCACACCUCUCAUCCUCCCCCAACACUGCUGCUCCAGCAGUCAGUCUUCAAGGAGACCUUGCGGCAAGAGCUCUCGCCCCAUGCGAGUUGUCUGCAUCGUAUCAUUUGUAACAUGAGGACCCAGUUCCCAGACCUUCGCCUCAUCCAGUACGACUGUGGGAAAUUGCAGACUUUGGAUUUUCUACUACGGCAGCUCAAGGCCGGAGCCCACCGGGUCUUGAUUUUCACCCAGAUGACCCGCAUGCUGGAUGUGUUGGAACAAUUCCUCAAUUAUCAUGGGCACAUCUAUCUGCGAUUGGAUGGUAGCACUCGGGUAGAGCAGCGGCAGGCACUGAUGGAGCGUUUCAAUGCAGACAAGCGCAUCUUCUGCUUCAUCUUGUCAACGCGCAGCGGUGGGGUGGGAGUGAACCUGACCGGUGCUGACACUGUAGUGUUCUAUGACAGUGACUGGAACCCCACCAUGGAUGCCCAGGCCCAAGAUCGCUGCCACCGUAUUGGGCAGACACGGGAUGUCCACAUCUACAGGUUGAUCAGUGAAAGGACUGUGGAGGAAAAUAUUCUGAAGAAAGCUAAUCAGAAAAGGAUGCUAGGAGAUAUGGCUAUUGAGGGGGGCAACUUCACUACAGCCUACUUUAAGCAGCAAACCAUCCGUGAGCUGUUUGAGAUGCCACUAGAUGAGCCCACUAAGAAGGAAGGGGAGGCCCCAGUCCCAGCGCAGGAGGAGGAAGAGGAUCCCAUGGCCACCAAGCAGACACAGAUUCUGGAACAAGCAUUGUGCAAGGCUGAGGACCCUGAAGAUAUCCGGGCAGCUACUCAGGCCAAGGCAGAGCAAGUAGCUGAGCUAGCAGAAUUCAAUGAGAACAUUCCUUUGGAUGCAGAAGACCGGUCCACCAAAGAGGAAGAGGAAGAAUUUUCUAAAGCAGAGCAGGAAAUUGCUUCGCUUGUAGAACAGCUCACUCCUAUCGAACGCUAUGCCAUGAACUUUUUGGAGGCAUCCCUGGAGGACAUCAGUCGGGAAGAGUUGAAGCAAGCAGAGGAACAGGUGGAAGCUGCCCGCAAAGAUAUUGACCAGGCUAAGGAUGAGGUGGUCUUUAAACUGCCAGAUGAUGAUGAUGAGAGUUACCUCCUUGAGGAAGGCUCCAGCAAGAAAAGCAAGAAGGCCAAGAUGUCUAACCGUACCGGCACCCGCAUGAGCGAACGGCUCCGUAGCACUCGUGUUCCACCAAAGGAUGGGGAUAGUGGACAUGUGGAAUCCACCCAGACGAGGCUGCCCAAUCUCCGGCAUUCCCGAAUGGUGACAGAUGAGGAAGAUGACAACGUGCCCCGAGUAGCUCUGCACACCAGAAGUGCUUCGAUACGUAGAGUGGUAGUGAUACGAGAAGAAAAGCAGACUCACAUUGUCCCGAAUACUCGAAGAACUUUGACCCGUCGGGAAGAGCUAUGGAAUAAAGGCCCAGCUAGUGGUGAGAAGGUGCAGAAAAUGCCCCUCCACAGAAGUGAAGCUUCUGGUGACAGGGUUUUGAGAACUAAUCUCCAUAGAACAGACACCCCAUCUGCUGGGGAUAAACUGUUACAAGCUACUCCACAGAAAUCAGAUCCUGGAGCUGCUGGGGACAGAACUCUAAGAGGUACCACAUCAAAGACCGAGACCCUGCUUUUUGAUGAAAGUGCCCCACAGGCAUCAGAUACCAACUUGGAUGAAGGGCUGAGGCAGAAGCCUGAAAAACCUUCCGGGCCAGAUAAACUUACAUGUAGCUCACCUAAUCUUGAAAUGUCACCUAAGCCAGAGGUAAAGGCUCCCGAAUUUUACUUGCAAGGACUUGAUGGAGAGGCAUUUAAAUUGAAAGUGGAUAUAGAAGAGCAGAAAACAGAAACAGAAAUUUCCAAGUUCAGUCCACCAACCCUGGAUUUCCACCCUGCUGAGUCUGCUACAGAUAAGGAAGUUCCAGCAUUCCAAGAACAAGACACUCUGCUCACUGGGAAAUUAUUGGGUACACAGGCAUUACCUGAUGCCAGGAAUCUGAAUAUUCCAGGUAGUAAAAUAGAAGCAACAACUCCAGUGCCACUUGGCACUGUGGAACUAACUUCUGAGAGCAAACCUGAGGUUACAGGUGAAAUAAAUUCACCUGUGAUUGAGCAAAAAAUAAGUGUGGAGAAGCCAACGGAAGGAGCAGAUGUGAGCACCAGCUGCAAUGCUGCAGAAGGAGAACCGGUCAAUUCUGCGGAUGAGGCAACCAGGCAGAUCUCUACUCAAGAGACCACAGCACCUCCUGAUGACACUGCUAAGGUAGUAACCGAGCCUCUUUCUUCUACAAGCACAAAAGACGCCACUUGGGAAACAGCAGACAGUGCAGCAUCAUUUGUGUUGGAUAGCGAAAUCCCCAAGAUGGACCCUCCUGUAUUUCCUUCCAUGGAUCACUCUCCAGCUACCAGCUCUCUCCUUCAAUUGGAAACUUUGGCCUGUAUCAAGGAACAAAAUGGCUUGAAGGAAUCUCUGAGAAGUGGAGACCUCCCUUUUCCUCUUUCAAAUUUGCUAACUGGUCCCCAGCUUGAAAUCAUGCCCUUGGGGGGUACAUCACCAAAAUCAGAGACAUCUGACUACAAAGUCAAUAGUCUGGGUGAAACAACAACUCAGAAUCAAGGAGCAGUAGGGAAAAACAAUCACGGGGAGGGGCCCCAGGAGGCUAAGCUUACAGCAGUCUGCCCUGGCUCUGCCUCUUCGCAGGAAAGUUCAUCGCUUCCAGGAAAUUUGUCUUCGGAUGACAGCCUUUCACCGAACAAACCUCCCCGUCGCCGAACCAGCGCUGAUGUGCAAAUCCAGCAAAGCUGUCAAACGCCAGAUGGCCCUGCCGCCAAAGUCUUACGCAAGUUGCCAGGGCGCCUGAUCACGGUGGUAGAAGAAAAAGAGCUCAUUCGUCGACGACGCAAUCGCCUGUGCAAGCUGGAUUCGGCCCCCAGGGCUGUGAUGAAUUUGGGGAGCAGCCUGGCACAAAGCCUGUCAGAGCCAGAAAUUCUGCCUUCUAUGAAAACCUUGCCUCUGCUGCGGGAUUUGCCUGCCCGGCGAAGAAUCGAACUGGAGAGCCGGGCAGCAGCCAAAGAAAAGGACGAUGGUUUGAAAAGGGAGCUGCUAGGUAAUGUGUCCUCUGAACCCGUCAAGCGCAAACGAGGACGUCCCCCCAAGAACAAGUCACCAGAUCAGCAGAGUCCAGGGUUGCUUCAGCCCUUCUCUGAGCCAGCUCUGGACAUCAGCUCCCAAAGAAAAGCACCAGUGAGGAAAACACCCGAGGGCCAUCCCCAGACUCAGUCCCCAGAGCAGAAGGGACCUGAGAGCUCCUCUCCCAAGAGCAAGACAGACAGCAGUGAGAAUGGUGACUCCCCUGUGGAAAAGCGAAGGCGUGGGCGGCCCCCUAAGACUCGGCAAGCCCCCAUUAUGCCUCACAAGUCUCCUGCUUCGGAAGCACUGCUGUCUCCAUCCACAAAACCUCAGACUGUGCAAAAGAAGCUGCUGAAAUCUGAGGCUGUCUCUGUAACAGAGGCCACCUCAAAGCUUUCUGAGCCUCUAGACUUAAAUCCUAAAAUGGCCAUCUCAAAAACCUCACCUAAAGCACGGAAUCGAACUUCACUACAUUCUCAACCCGGGUCAAAUUCUAAAUCCACCUUGAAGGCACGAGAAAUGUUGACUACUUUCCCUAAAGCGCUUUCCAAACCAUCCACUGAGGUGUGUGAACCCCGGGCAUCUUCCCCUCAAGGUGCCUCUGCCACAGAAACUUCAUCGGAGAUGCAAGAUCCGCCUUAUCUAUCCCCUGUGUCACGCUCGCUACCCAAAGGUGCCCCCAGCUCCCCAACAGCAAAUUCUCCACCUAAGCGGAAAAGGGGUCGUCCCCCAAAGAAUCCAUCUUUGCCUCGGGUGGAGGUGGCACCACCUCCCGCCUCCAACUCUGACCAGGAGACCUCUUUGGAGAAGCACACCCCGGCUCCUCCUGGCCGCAAACGACGAAGACGUAGGAGAAAAUAUAACCUUGGCCCAUCGUUGCCCAGCGCCAACCAGAGCUCUUCGGAUGGUGAGGAGACCCGACCACUCACCAGACUCGCCCUUCUGAAGAGGGAAGAAAAGCCAGAGUCUUGCAGCGGGGCAUUAGUUCCACCCUCUCCAAAGCACACAGGCACUGAGAGGGCUUCAUCCGCAGAGAGUAGUAUUUGGGAACAGCCUUCCGGUGACACCCCUGCCCGCUCGACUCGCCUGCGGCCUGGCUACCUUGUUCCACCCCUGGAGCGGGAAACCCAGCGAAGGAAACGGCGCUGCUCCAUGGAGGGCAAGCGGAUGAGGAACAGCAGUAAGUCACCUGCUUCCCAAGGCAUUUCUGAACAGGAGGGUGGAGAGUCAGAGUCUUCUCUGAAAUCCUCCUCGGAAUCCAGCAGUUAUAAGUGUGUCCGGCAACCGAAGCGCAAGUGUUAUGACUCAGCCAGGCGGCGCAGUCGAAAAAGGGGCCAGGGUCACCAGAGUGGGGCGGCUGACCGCAUCCUCCGUAGUGCAGCAAAGCCUGCUGACAGUACCGGAUCAGGGUCCUCCCCGAUUCCUCCCAAGAAAACAGGCCCUGCUUUUGCUUCUCCGGCUGCGGGGAUCACUGGAGCCCUCUCUUCCCCAACAACCCCUUCCUCCACUGCCCCGGUUACCUCUUCGCAAAGUAAUAGAGGCCGCAAGCCCAAGACGUGACCACAGCGCGAGAGGUCCCGCCGGUCUUUCUCUGCGGGGAUGGCUCGACUGCCACCUUUUCCCGCACAUAACAGUAAGCAGAUCUAGUCCCUCCCCUCCCUUUGCUCUUAUUCCUCCCGUUAAUGUAGGGGUGUCUACUGGAGCUCCCUGCAUUCCAGUCUUGACUGUUGGAGUACUACUUGAAAGGAGGAGGAGGAGAAGGAGGACAGUGAGCGUGGCUCUUCAUUCCCAGGUGCUUUUUCUGGGAGCAGGCAAGGGACACUCCCGCUAAGGUCGCUCACUGGGGCUGGGGAGCUCAGUUGCCCCGCUGCAGGUUAUAGUGGCAGGGCCAGCACUUUGCAAUGAAUUCUGCUACUUCCUAACCAUGAGCAGAGAGAAUAGGAGGGGCGGAGUAGCUUCAGAGUUGUUGUCCCUAGAAUAACACUACAGGGCACCUGCUAUCCUUAAAUCCCCCCAGCGCUUUGGGAAGUCCAGCCCAGGCUUUUGAUAGGCACGUGUCAUGUUUUGGGCCUAGGUGUUCCUCUUCCCUCUCACCCACCCCUGAAUCCUGCAGAGGAUGUCCUCCUGAUUUAUAAACACGAUUAGCUCUUACUUUUUUACUGGCUUUGGGUUGGUUUUUAAAUGACAGAGACCAAAUGCUAGGUCCCCUUUUCUGGCUACCCCUUUUGAUUGUCUCCCUGCUUAUUCCGUUCACCACUUCAGGCCCUUUUGUGGCAUGAAGAGGUGGGAUAGUUAUUUCCCCAAACAACCGGGAGGGCAAGUGAGAGGAGAUACACCACCCAACCCAGUAAGAUUAUGUGCUCCUUUUAUGCAUCACCACCCAGAGAAAAAUAUCUUCUUUUAAUGAUGUCAAUCACAGCCUCACUGCUCCAAGGACUUUUUUUUUGUGAGUUCAUGAGUUGGGUCAACUCCUUCCCCCCUUCCACUCCUCUUGUGUACAGCUCUCAUUGUAAAAUAGGUUCUUUUGAACAUAAACUAUGCAAAGGUUAUUUUGUAUAGGGGAGCACAAUUUUCCCUCCCCUCCCUCACUGCAGUGGGUUUUAGGGGUUGGCAGCGGUUCUCUGGAUUUGGGGAUGGGCUGCAGUUGGGGUGGAGGGGGAGGUGUUCCCAUGGAGCUGUCUUUCCUACUGAAGCAUGUUCAGAACUUGUACAGAAGACCGAUGUAAUCUUUCUUCAGAAUAAUGCUAUGAAUAAAGUGUUAAAAGGGGAAAAAAACGCA
This is a messenger RNA of Ahaetulla prasina, 15419 nucleotides long. RefSeq names its product Snf2 related CREBBP activator protein (gene SRCAP). Gene Ontology annotation, molecular function: histone binding; ATP binding; ATP-dependent chromatin remodeler activity. The record is from RefSeq and is a predicted model, not a curated record. The coding region runs from base 4304 to 14200 and encodes 3298 amino acids. The transcript is spliced from 33 exons. Lineage: Eukaryota; Metazoa; Chordata; Lepidosauria; Squamata; Colubridae. Gene Ontology annotation, cellular component: Swr1 complex.